AUGAACACGGGACCGGUCAGAGCCUUCGGCGUAGGCGAGCCUGACUGUGCCUGUAGGGCAGAGCCUGUGACUGUGCCUGUAAGGUCAGAGCCUGUGACUGUGCCUGUAGGGUCAGAGCCGGUGACUGUGCCUGUAGGGUCAGAGCCUGUCAAGCCUGGACGUGCCGUAGGGUCAGAGCCUGUGACUGUGCCUGUAGGGUCAGAGCCAGUGCCUGUAGGGUCAGAGCCUGUGACUGUGCCUCUUGCCUUCACCCUUCCCGAUCUAGCACUAACCCUGUUCAUCUAUGCCGAUCAGACGCUGUUGCUGCAUGUGAACAGUGAGAGGUCAGAGUUCAUGAGGUACCUGCAGGAAGUGGCCAGGAUGUGUCCGGACGACUACAACUACAUAUCCCAGGGGGCCGCUCUCUACUCAGAGGAGUAUCUGAGAGCCUGUCUGGACCAGAUGAGGAUGUAUCCCCAACUCUAUCAGAUCCAGGAGAUAACCAGCCUCACAGGAGGAAACUUCUCUUCCAGCCUCCAGCUCAACUUUGAGAAACAGCUGCUCACUAUGGGCGAGGUCGUGAUCACAGACCACAAAGUGGUGCCUAAUGAAGCACAGUUGGCAUUUGACUAUGAGACUGUUUCAUCAGACAUUCCUCCAGUCAAGAAAGCCAAGCUCUCACACUCUGGCGUCAGUACUGACAGUAAUGCAGAGAAGCUGAGUGGUCGGUAUGAACCCCAUGUUGUCCUGAGUAGAGAAAGUCUGGUCAGACUGCUGGACAACCACGGUCCGGACUUCACUGAUCCCUGGGAGUUACCUGUAGUGGUCAGAACCAACCCUGGAAGAGGCAGUAGCCAGAGUAAGACGGUGUACAUCGACCCUCCACUGCUGCAGACAGAGAUGACUGUGAGAGAGAGGAGUCUGCUGUUCCAUGAGGAGAGCAUGAAGCUGUCAGUCAACAAGACUGGAACCAAGAAUGUCUUCCAACUCAUGACUGAGACUCCAGCUAUGAACAAUCAACUACCCGCUGAGAGCUCCCAGAGGAUGCUGGUGUCGUUUGAGACUUCUGGUCUGGACUUUGGACUGGAUCUCACAGACCUAGAAACGUUUGGAGAAACGACUCAGUCCCCCAAGAGGCUAAAGACCCAUAAUGUACAGAAAGACUCGGUCAGUCAGCCUCAAACCAAGUCUAAACAGUGCAGUGGGGCCCUGGUUAAAGAGGUAUCUAAGGCCAGCAGAACCCAGGACGAAGAGGUGAACUUAUGGACAAACACGAAGGUGGUUUCAGAGACAGAGGGGAGAGAGCGGAGCUGUGCUGAACAAUCAUUGACUGCUACUGUCCCUUCAGCCAAUCAGCUGAAACCUGGCUCUGUACAGGAGGAGCAGGUAUCCUCCGGUGGAGACUCAGAAGACGAGCGCCUGGUGAUUGAUGACCCUGUAUCCCCAGUCUCCACCACCAACAGGUUACCCCCAACCACGGUGACCCAACUCUCCCCAACACAUCAACAUGACACCCCCCGAUCCCCCUCUGCCUCCUCACCACCACCCCUCGCCACUGGGACAAGGAGAGUGGCCAGGAAGGCUAAGGUACCAGGAGGCUGUGACCAGCUGGGUCAGAUCCUAGCCAUGCAGAAGGCCAUGCUCAAACCCUCUAACAACCAGACCCAGGAUCCAGCCAGACCCUGCUCCUUCCAGCCUGCAGAACCCCUCUCCAACCCAAACCCCCAGUCGCUGGUGAAGCCUUGUGUGUCCAACUACCUGGAGAGUACCCAGGAUGGAGAGACGUAUGUCGACGCCCCUUCUCAAUCUGGACCAAUAGACAACAGGAAGACUGUACAACAAAAACGGCUGCUGUGUGAUGAUCUCAUGGGGGGGCUGAGGAUGAGGAGGACUAUUCAUCUCCAGAGGAAGGAAACCUGCUGUAUAAACUGUACGGUCUACAGGACCUGCUGCUGCUGGUGCGGAGUGACGUCUGUCUGGCACACACUCGCAGGCUGGGCACCAGCAACAAGCUAGUCCUGUCUAUGUCCUGUCCAAGAUGGAGUACCAGCUUUCUUAUGGAGUGGAGAGUCUAACUAAGACUGAGGCCUGCCGGCUGUGGGCUAGACACAACUACAUCCAGCACUGUCCCCUAUAUAGGUCAUAUCAGUGCCCUCACAUCAAAGGUAGCUCUGCUCCGGAAGCUGCCAGAAAACUGGAAACACAACGCUUCCUGUGACUUCAAACCAGCCAAGUCCCUCAACAUACUGCAUCAUCUGCUGAAGAAGAUCACUGGGCAAGGAAGGGCGGGGCUGGAGAACCAGGGAAGCCGGGACCAAGUAAGGGGAAGGCAGGGCCAGCUAACCCCGCCUCCAG
Salvelinus sp. IW2-2015 is the source of this 2334-nucleotide messenger RNA. The record is from RefSeq and is a predicted model, not a curated record. Lineage: Eukaryota; Metazoa; Chordata; Actinopteri; Salmoniformes; Salmonidae.